Molecule: messenger RNA, 816 nt
Organism: Tigriopus californicus
Lineage: Eukaryota; Metazoa; Arthropoda; Copepoda; Harpacticoida; Harpacticidae
Product: MORN repeat-containing protein 4-like
Exons: 3
Coding region: 38-700 (220 amino acids)
Source: RefSeq, a predicted model, not a curated record
UUAGCAUAGGAUCAAAUUAUGGCCAGACCCAUUAGCGAUGGCGACCAAUUCAGUGCUGACUCUUGUGCAAAUCUUAGCUAUCGUGAGCGCCAUCCUUGGCGAGUUAGUCAUUGAAAAAGAAUACACAGAAGGUUUCUACACGGGAGAUGUGAACGAAAAAGGACAACGUCAUGGGCAAGGAGUUCUUCGUUGGAAGAAUGGAGACAAACACGCCGGAAGGUUUCAGGACAACUUGCCCAAUGGACCAGGCACCUAUUUCUUCAAAAAUGGUGUCAUAGGUGAUCGAUUCAUUGGGGAAUACACGAAUGGCCGAAGAUCCAAUGGAAAUGGGACGCUUUUGUUUUCCAACGGGAAUUCCUUCGAAGGUCGCUUUGAGAACGGAGUGCCCAACGGGCAUGGGGUUUAUCAGUGGAACGAUGGAUCCCAACACGACGGGGAUCGAUAUGAAGGAGAACACAAAGACGGGAUGAGACAUGGCGUUGGCAUCUACUAUUGGGCCAAUGGAAAACGAUACGAAGGCGAAUUUGCCAACGGAAAACGUGAGGGAUUUGGAAUCAUGUACACUGAGAAUGGAGACAACUAUGACGGCCAGUGGAAGAAAGGGCAGCCUUUUGGUGAAGGAAAAUUAACGGUGGGAAGCAUGACGGUCGAAGUAAAUUGGGUCAAUGGGAAACCAGUGCCGAAACCCAAAGCUGUGUAAGACAUGAAAACAAUUUCAUCAUUGCUCUUACCGACCGGACAGCAAAUAUACUGUAUUGUACUUAACAAUUAGUCAGAUCAUUAAAUACACCUAUCGUUUUAUGUGCUCGCCAACCA